AUGAGAUGUCCAUCACAAGAUUAUUUUUUCAGAAAACUGAACAACAAUGAUAUUAUAAAAAGGGACUGGUUGAUAUUUUCCGAAUCUACUGGCAAGUUUUUUUGUUAUAAAUGUAUUUUGUUCAAAUCGGACCUACCUGGAAAUCCAAACCUGUGUAACCAAUUCCUUACAGGCUUUAAUGACUGGAAAAACGCACAUUCGAGAAUUUCAAGUCAUGAAGUGUCAAAAGAACAUUUUGCAUCUAUUUCUGCUUUAGUGAACUACCAACAAACUAGAAAAAUUGAUGAGACGUUUGAUAUUGUCAAGGAAAAAGAAAGCACAUAUUGGACAACGGUUUUAAGAAGAGUAGUGGAAGUAAUUAAGUUUUUGGCCGAAAGGGGACUAGCGUUUAGAGGCGAUAAUGAAAUACAUGGUGAUCCUAGUAAUGGCAAUUUUCUUGGGUGUAUCGAUCUCUUAGCCAAAUUUGAUCCGUUUCUAGAAGAACAUGUAAGAAGAUACGGUAAUCCAGGCCGCGGAAAAGUAUCAUAUUUAUCCUCCACAACGUAUGAAGAACUAAUAAUUUUACUGGGGUCAAAAGUAUUGGAAAAAAUAGUUACAGAAAUCAAAGAAGCCAAGUAUUAUGGAAUCACUGUGGAUUCUACACCUGACGUUAGCCAUACGGAUCAACUCUCCAUAGUUAUUAGAUAUGUCUCAAAAACUGGAGAUAUAUAUGAAAGAUUUUUGAUGUUUGUUAAAAUAGAAAAACAUGAUGCCAAGUAUCUUUUUUGA
Stegodyphus dumicola is the source of this 768-nucleotide messenger RNA. RefSeq names its product zinc finger MYM-type protein 1-like. The record is from RefSeq and is a predicted model, not a curated record. Lineage: Eukaryota; Metazoa; Arthropoda; Arachnida; Araneae; Eresidae.